Molecule: messenger RNA, 696 nt
Organism: Phytophthora nicotianae INRA-310
Lineage: Eukaryota; Oomycota; Peronosporomycetes; Peronosporales; Peronosporaceae
Exons: 1
Coding region: 1-696 (231 amino acids)
Source: RefSeq, a predicted model, not a curated record
AUGCGGCUUGGAGUCGCCUCGCUGGUGGUCGCGAUUACUCUGGUAUGGAGCUUCACAGCCACCGACGGAAAUUCGGAGGCGAGCAAUAUCAAUCUGCAACUCGUCGAUGAAAGUAGCCGCUUCCUUCGCUCCAUGCGUUACCAAGAUGCCAAUGGUGCGAGGACAACUGGAAACAAAGACACGCAUCAACGCGUCGCCAACGAUACGAGCAACCAGAGUACCGAAGAAAGAGGUGGGCUACAGAAUUUAGGAUCUUCAGUUAAGAAUACUGCAGCUCUCGAAAAAGUGACAUCGUCUGUCAAGAACACUGCUGUUCUAGAUAAAGUUGAAUCAUCGGUCAAGAAGACUAGCGCUGUAGCCAAGACGAAAUCAGUUUUCCCGACUCUUGGUCUCAUGACAAAAUUCAAGAACAAUCCAGCAUUCAAUAAGUUGACAGGAUUUCUCGGAAAGAAACCGACUGUGGCUCAGGCGAAGGCGUUUGUCGAGAAGAAUCCCGACGUCGCUAAGCUCAAAACGGUCGAAACCUCAGCCAAGGUGACCGAAAAAGACGCCAAGCGGAUGAAGCCGCUCUUUUCCAAAGCUGUUGGAAACAAUUCGCUUCUCUGGGAGUUCCUGAUGUUCGUCUUAACCCCGGCGGUGUUUCUUGCUGCGACCAUCUUCAUCGCGGUGAAAGGUAUCAACAGUCUCAAGAAAUAA